Molecule: messenger RNA, 6104 nt
Organism: Porites lobata
Lineage: Eukaryota; Metazoa; Cnidaria; Anthozoa; Scleractinia; Poritidae
Source: the annotation of a GenBank genome assembly
AUGGAAGUUAAUGAACAUAAAAGGAAAAUAGCAAACCUUUGUCGAUUUUGUGGCAAGACCACCAAAUUAAAAAGUGCAAAAGCCAAAGGUAACUUCAAGAAUGAGUUUGCAACAGGUUAUGGCAUUGUUAUUGAAGAAGACAAUGACUUCAUACAUCCACCAUGUGUUUGUCUGUCAUGUGUGAGACAUUUUUAUCGCUUAAGAGAUUCAGCUUCAAGAGGAGAACUUACUUCUUCUUUGAGUAAUACUCCAUGUUCUUGGAAGCCUCACACAGAAGAAAGCUCAUGCAUUUGCGACAAAAAAGUAGGGAGACCAGGUCUGAUUAAGAAAAGGAAACGUGUUGAAGUGGCAAGUGGAAGUGACACUGCAAGUGGGGAAGAAGAAGAAGAUGAAUAUGAGAAAGCUUCUUGUGACAUUUAUAGCACCAUAUCAGAGAAUUUGCAUCUUAUUGAUGAGGAAUUAGCAAGAGCAUUAUGUCGCGAUCUUUGCUCCCGUUUUGGUCUUGUCUUCAUUGAUCCAAAAGACAUAUUUUCAUCAGUGAAAAACAUUGAUAGACAGCUACUAUUGAAAUUAGUUGAAGCUAUCUUUUCCCUUGAGAGAGAAAACUUGAAAGCUGACUAUUGCGACCGAAGUUACAAGAGCAUUUCUGAUUUGUUGACAGUGACACCUGAAUCCUGGCUUACGUCACAAAAUGUUGUCCUUAAAAGUGUGGUGAAUGGGUUGAGUGAUAGCGGUACAAAACCUGUCAAAAAGGUUAUGGCUGUUGAUCAGAUGUACAGUUUGGUGAAGCCGAACUUUAUUAGUCCAAUCAUGUUUGGAGCUAACUUGGUUAUGUACUCCAUUGCACGCAGCAAAAUGGCAGUUAACAUAUAUGGAAAACUGCAUCCAGGUGGACAAUACAAAACUAUGAGGUCAUGGCUUGAUGGAUUAACAAUGGAAAUCCCCACGAUGCCUGAGAAUGACAUAUUAACUGCAAUAGACAAUGACCAAGUUCUACUAAAAAGGUGGACCGUGCGCAAGGACAAUCAUGCACAAAUAAGUAUACUAACAAGUGUCUGCUGUGCAGAGGUUGGUUCCAUGGACCCUGUUCUACAAAGAAAUGAAAGGCUUGCACCAAGGUACAUGCAAAUUGUGUAAAAUAUAGGGUUACAGUAAUUAUUAUUCACCUCUAUUCAAAUUUCAUUUUAGGAAUUUAAAAGUUGCCUUGAAGUAUUUUUCUUUGGUUAUACAAAGUCAUUUCAAACUAAACUCAGAUAGAGUUUGGCCUUGGAAAACUGCAUAUCAAUUUUGCUACCCCAAUUACAUGCAUUGAUUCUUUAUUCCAAAUAAUAUUACUUUAUAGUACAUGUAUGUUAAGUGCAGCCAGGAAUCUUUGUUUCUUCGAGUACCUUCAAUUUCUUAAUAAUUAUCCCCGAUUUGUCAUUUAAAAAAUACACUUCCCUUAGGCUUUCCUCACAUGACUGUAAUUUUACCCCAAUUAAAUGAAACUCCCAAUUUAUCAUUAUAUUUUUGCUAAUCCAGUGGCAUAUAUAUAUAGUCAAUUUCUGCCUAUAUUAUAACAAAGUACCGCACUGUAUCUUAAUAUUGUUUUUACAGUUUGUGUAUUCUGGCAAAGUAAUUUAUUUAAUCAUUAUUUUGCUAACAGCAAAUGGCCUGACAGAUUAGCAGAGGCCAGAAAUGACCCACUGAGGGAAAUGCAACUUGUCCAAGAUUGUUCUGCCAACAAUGACGAUGUCAUGCUCUUACGUAAGGAGGUAAUAGAAAGAAGUACAUGUAACUCAUUAAUAAAGAAUGUUUUCAUUUGUUACUUAUCUGUAUGAAACUGAGUUUAUUAAUCAGGAUACACAUUAUAUUUAUAUUAUCAUUUUUGUUGUUUCUUGGUUUUCUAGAAUAAGAAAAUGAUUCAUGACAUCCUCCACAAAGUUGUGAGAGAGCAGACAAAUUCUGAAGGUGGCUGGACAGAUGACAUUGACAUGAGGGUUGCAGAGAUGCAGGCUAAAGAAGGGAUGCGCAUGUGCCCUGCAUGCAACACCAGCAUGCCAAAGACAAAGUGCAAAUGUAUUAAUCAAGAGUGUCGAGUCAGUUUGAAAAGUGCUGAAAGGGAAGCCAAUGGCACUGACAUCCUUGGGACUGCACUUGUUGCCCCUAUCCGCACUUAUCAUCACAGAGUCCAUGAAACAUCACUUGGGUUCCAAAUUGAAGAAGAUAAGGCAUUUGUUUACAGCAAUGAGGAGAUCUGGGAAACUCACAAUGAAUGGACUGAUGUCCCAAGUAGGCAUCCAGCAAAUCCUAUCAAGGUGCAAACUUGCGACCCAGUGUUUGUUAACCCCAAUUCAUUUGAUUCCAUUAAAGAAGUCCUUAGGCGGGUAGGACAUGCUGCUUCCAUUUCUAGAUAUCAUCCAGACAAACCAAAUGCACGCAAAUGGUUGAGUGUCACCAUGGAUGGAUCCCCAUAUUUGGUUAGUAGAACUGUGAUUGACACCGUCUAUUUGUGUUGUGAUUGUGAAGCAGAGGUUCUGAAAACAAAGCAAGAUGAACAUCGUGCUGAUGAACACAGGGGCCGCAGGGUUAAGUUUGUUCAAGAGUUCGACUGGGUGUUAUUGCGCAUUGGAAAACUGCACUUGGAAAUGAACAUGGCGAAGUCAUUCACUAGCCUUUACUGGGAUGUGUUCAUGUGUGAUCUGGCCAAAGAGUUGGGGUUUAAUUCUGAAGCAGCUCAGAAGUUUGUCAAAAAAUGCUCUGAUCAUCACAAAACAAUGUCUAUUUUGAAAGUGGCCCACCUUGGAUUCUGGUAUGAACUUCUUGUACCUUAUGUGCGUAGCCGCCUUGCAUCUGGGACAGCCCUGUCAGUAAAUGACUUUUUGUAUGACUGGUUAGUUAAAGUUGGUUGGACCCAGCCCAACUACAGGUACAUCUUUAACACUACCUGGACAUACUUAAUGGGAAUCAAUUUACUUCAUGUGGGUGUCAGAAGGAACAAUGCAGAGUAUAUUCGAGCUGGGCAUAUGGCCUUUGCUCCGCUGUUCCAUAGAAAUGGUGUUUCCAAAUAUGCGCUCAUAGACUUGCAUGACAGGUUAGUAAUGACCGCUACAUUUUAUUGGUACAGUGGUUUUCUUGCUAGCUGAGCUUUCAAAAGAAGUAAGAAAUAAAACUCUCACACGCUGAAUGCGGAAUGGGUACAAUGUCAUGCCAGAUCAGCAGGUUUCAUGCUUUGCCAAUAAAAUUAAUGGUUGCUGCAUUCUUGUGUGACAGGCAAACUACAUUCAGUGUUCAAGAAUGACAUCUUCCUCAUUUUAGAAAAGCAUGCAUAAUAGUAUUUUAUGUUUGAAUUUAUGAGCCAUGUAUAAAAUAUAUGAAAAUAUUUGCACCACGUUAGGCUUGGGUUAGUUGAAAAAACUUAGUAACUUCCCUCCUUAACUAGAUAAUAAAAUUAUUAUUGCAAUCAUUUAUAACUUCUCUAUAAGUUUUCUAUGGAAACAUUGGCAGUUUUUUCUAUAAUUCCUUGAAUAAAACUAACAUGUAACCUCGAAAUAUUUAAGACCCUUCUUGAGAUUGUGGCAGUUCCAAUGAGUGUGCUAUUAUUUUCUUUGAUUCUUAGUGUGGAUAGAGCUUCAUUUCCCCCAGAGCUUGCUGAAUUUGUCUCCAGGACUGAAUCAAUAAGCACGUCUGGAAAUCCUAGCAAAGGAGAGUGUAUGGAUGCAAACCUCGAGGAGGUUAACAAAGAUUCAAAAGUCUGGCAGCAUGGUGUCAUGACAGCAAUUGACUGGCUGAGAAUAUUUAGGAAUCUUGGCAAGUUAACCAAAGUAAGCAUUGUCAUAGAUAUACUAUUACCUCUUAAGAUGAAUAUAUAAUUUAUGUGAUCGAUUUAAUUUCAAUCUAACAUGAUGCUUUGUCUCAACAGAGUAAUAAUUUGGUUGUGUAUGAAACAAGCAAACCUUUGCUAAAAUGCUAAUUAUAAGAUAUUAAUACAUGUUUUUUUCUUUGGUUUGAAAUUUCUUCUAGACCAAUUUCAUUUUUAUUUUUCUUAGUCUGAAAUUCAUUUUAAUAAUCUCAGACAAAGGGAAACGAAGAUGAAACUUCAAACCAAAGAAAAAUUUGAACCACAACAUAUUAUAUGUAUAACCCUGUAAUGAACUCUGAAAUGGAGCUGUAAAAUAUUAGCUUCUGCCACAAGCAGUAUGUAACUGUCAUUACUUGUUGUGGAAAUUUCAGUUACAAUAAGUAAUAACUAAUUCUCCUUCUGUAGGUACGAGAGUGGCUGUUAUGCUUGAUUGGGAUGAAUGAUCCAAAGCAAGAUGCUGGUGUGUCAAGAAAGAGGUAUGACUUCAAGGAAGAAGUUCUUGCAUGGAGAAUCAAACUUCGAAGAGAGAGGUAAGCUGAUUUCACCUACAUUUAUGUCAGUAACAAGUUAUAGUAGCUUGCAUCCAUGCAGCUAUAUUAUGGAUGGACUACAGUGUUUAUGGUAUAUAAUACUUUUCUCAAGAUUUGAAAAUGACUAAACUGAGACAUUACAGCCACAACAGACUAUCUUUGGUAUUUAUCAGUCAGGGGUUUCAAUAACAUUUAUUUCAGAUGGGUAGAUGAAACAUAGCAAGCAGGUAGAUUGAUAUUUUAAUUGGAGGGGCUGAAGGCCCUCCCAAGUAGGGGAGGUCUGGGGGCAUGCUCCACUGGAAAAUUUUGAAAUUCAUUACUCGGAGAUGCAUUUUCCUGCAUUCUGGGGGCGAUAUUAGAGGCUCCUGCUUUAUUAAACAGGGAUCCAUUUUCAAUAAAUUUUAGGACAUAUUAGCAUGAAUUCCUGUACUGAGCUGUAUUUUAUUUUAAACCAAUCAAACGGUCUUCUUCUUCGUCACAGGCGGGUAGUUCUACCUGCUACCCGGCUAUUAUUGAAACCCCUGUAUCCGUGUUGUGUUCUUAGGCAAGACACAUUACUCUCACAGUGUCUCUCUCCUCCCCGGGGUAUAAAUGGGUACCAGUGACAGUAAUGUUGGGGGAUAACCUGUGAUGGACCAGCAUCCCAUCCAGGGGGGAGUAGAAAUACUCCUAGUUGCUUCAUGCUGCAGCCUGAUGGGCCACUGGGCUCAUAAGCAGACUUUACCUUACCUUACCGUACCUUUGGUAUCAAUUUUGGCCACCUAAACCCUCCUAGUGAAGCCAGUAUAUCAAGGCUUUAAAUGUUGGCCUGACAAAAUCAACUGGCCACAUUCCAAUGUAAUUCUUCUUGUUUGCUUAGGUUUUUUUUGUUAUUAUUUAAAUCUGAAAUUUUCCUUUGUAGUCAUGUUGUAGUUUAACUUUUUCUGUGGUUUGAAAUUUUUUGAAUAUCAUUUUCAUUUUUCUUUGUCUGAGAUUAUGAUAAUGAAUCUCACACAAUGGAAAAUAAGAAUGAAACUGGUUUGAAAAAUUUAAAGCCAAAGAAAAGUUUGAAACAAAACAUAAAUAAUAUGGUGUAAUAUAUUAAUACAUUACAUAUAAUUAUGUUGUAGUUAAUUUUUAUUUCCAGUUAAAUUUUAUUUUCCGUUGUUUUUAUGUAUGGUAAUGUAUGAUAAUGAGUUUGAAACAAAGGAAAAAUACAGUUUAACUGGAAAUAAAAACUCAACAUACACUUAUAUUUAUCAUUAUGUGUAUGUGUCCUGAUUUUGUUUCAAUGCUGAAUUUUUUAAAGGUAUUUUGUAAGAAGCCCCAACCAGCACGUUUCCCUUAGUGGUACAGUUCUGGACAAACACCUUCUGGAGAUGGAUGACACUCUGAAGGAAAACAGAAGAAAGUUGUUACUCAAACACUUUGUGCAAGGAAAGCCAAGAACUGAUGUUCGAGUAACAACUGUGUAUACAACUGAAGAAGACCGAAUUCAGGGGGAGGACAUAAAUAAUGCUACUAAAUCAGAGAUUCUCGAGAGAGCAGAGGAGAAAAUUAAUCUUGUUUCGGAUGAAGACAUCAAGGAUGUGCUUCAAAAUAAGAUGAAUGAACUUAAGAGGAAACAGUCCUCUUUAAAAAAAGAAGUCCUCCUCUCUUUCUUCUAUGAAGUGUGUGAAGAACUCAAUCAGGUUGUGGACAAUGAACAGGAAAUUUUAUUUGUGGAAGAUCAAGAUAAUGAUACAUUUAAUUGA